CCAUAUGUGUGUUCACUAGUCUUUUCUCCAACUGUCUUUCCCUGCCAGUAUGUCACAGGAGCUCUACUGCUUGAGGGACUAUAAGACUCUAUGACUGUAUGGCACAUCUUCACAUCCUGAAAAUAGGGAUAUGCAGCUGAAGACGAAUUUGCUUGUUGCUUGUGCCACAGCAAGACGAGAGUGAGGGAGUCAUAUCACGCUUAGGGUCUAUAAAUAGCAAGGGCCAAAGCAUUUUUGUCACACGGGUCCAGUCGGUAACAGACACUUUGCGAUAUAUAGGAGUUGCUUCAGCCUGCCUGUGGGAAUAUGCUAUCUUCAGGUUUGCCCCAAGAGCUUUCACUGAUUCAAUGAAGAAUGGCAGAGGUGUAUGGGCAGCAAGUACAAGCAAAAGGAAAUAGAGGAAGGCUCCAGUACCUGAAGGCGUACUACCAAAACCAAACUCAUUGAGCACAACAAGGUCAACAGAAACCAACAACAGGCCUAGUGGCUUCCCAAUUGAUCAUUGGUCUCUAGAGGAGAAGGCUAAGGUUGCCAAGCUCCCUGCUGCUAUUACUGGAAACUACCCAACCUAGUGGAUCAGUAUGGUCAUUGCCUUGGAAGUUCUUCAAGCAACAAGAAGGCAAUGAGUGAAGAAAGUAAUGGAAAUGCAUUAUAUCUACUUGAUUAUUCUGUGUUUUCAACCACAGUUUGAUGGCAAACCUUGGAUUAAGCAAGAGCACACACAGGCUUACUGAUGUUCCAGAGGAGAGCAGAGGGAGGUGAACUUGUGUGAAAAAAAACUGAUAGAUUUGCUGACACAUUUCAGACUGUGGAAAAUCAAUUGUCAUAAGAGUAGAGGUAGUCUUGGAAGUAUGCAGAAUGGAUUGGGCCACGUCAUGGAGGCUCAUGAAUGUUGCACUGAAAAGGGACAAAAGUCUUUGGGAUCAAGGCUGUUCCUACACUGAAAAUGACAUAAAGGAUAAAUGGGUGGUUCCUCAAAAUGGCCCAACUGGGUUUAGAGGAUGGAGUGACUCUUGGAUACCUGAGGGGGGGAGAAAUGAUGGUGAAACCAAUGGGCCCAUGUUUGGGCCACUGGCUCAACUGAGAUGCCUUGAAGCAUCACACCACCAAAAUGAAGAGAAAUGCUCUUCUGAAUGGCGUGAGUCCUGGAAGAGCGUAAAAUACACUGAAAUUGAGGAUGCGAGCCUUGAGGGAAAUACAUCCCAAAAUGAUGAUCAACAGUCUGAUUACGAAAAUGAGGAUGUGAGCUCUGAGGAAAAUAUGUCCCAAAAUGAUGAUGAUCAAGAGUCUGAUGAUGAAGAUGAGGAUAUGAGCUCUGAGGAAAAUAUGUCCCAAAAUGAUGAUGAUCAAGAGUAUCAAGAGUCUGAUGAUGAAGAUGAGGAUGUGAGCUCUGAGGAAAAUAUGUCCCAAAAUGAAGAAGAUCAAGAGUAUGAUGAUGAAGAUGAGUAUGUGAGCCUUGAGGAAAAUACAGCUCAAAAUGAAGAAGAUCAAGAGUAUGAUGACAAAGAUGAGGAUGUGAGCUCUGAGGAAAAUAUGUCCCAAAAUGAAGAAGAUCCAGAGUAUGAUGAUGAUGAUGAUGAAGAUGAGUUUGUUAGCCUUGAGGAAAAUAUUUCCCAAAAUGAUGACGAUCAAGGGUAUGAUGAUGAAGAUGAGGAUGUGAACCUUGAGGAAAAUAUGUCCCAAAAUGAAGAAAAGCAAGAUCCUGACAUCGAACAAUCGAUUUUGAAGUGGGGGGAAUCCUGGAAAUAUUUACAUCAUCAGUUCCAUUCUCCUCCUCCACCGCCCCCUCCAAAAACCUCAGAGAGUCCAGGAUGGGACGAGGCUUGGAGGAUAUCGAGACCACUAAAGACUAUUGAGCUUUCAGAAAGUGAAGCUGAUGAAACGGAUUACAAUGAACCACUAGACCCCUAUAUUCAUGGUGUGAUAAUACCUGUAUGCAAGACUGAGAAAUACAAAUUCUGGGGUGCACAGUCCUGUGAGGGAAUCACUGCCUUGGCUGAAUGGGAAACGUCUUGGGAGGUUGCUAAAAACCCACUCUUUCUAGAAAAUGUGAAACUCAAAGAGGAAAUGGAGUCAAUGGAAGAGGAAAUGGAAAGUGAGGACAUAGAGGAAGAAGACAGUGAACCUGAUGGAUUACCUAAAAGGCUCCAGGCCAAAGACAAAUUUAGAAAUCGGCUUAAACGUAUGAAUCCUCUAUCACAACGUGAUUUUCCCUCUAAGUGGAAGGAGGCAUGGAAAUCCCCUAUAUCUCCACCUAAGACAGAUCAUUGGGCAGAGCCAGAUAAUACUGUUGUACUGACUGGACCAAUGAUUCCUCAACCACCUUUGAAGAAAAGAGGCUGGACUGAUUGGGAUGAAUCGUGGAAAUGCUCAAGUUUCCAAUCCAGUUUUAGGCCCUCAGCCACUGAGUGGAAAGAUUCAAGCUGUUUAGGUUAUGAGCUAAGAACAGGUAGAGAACAGUGGAUGAAGGAGAUAGGCAAUGAGAAAUAUCAGGAUGAAUCUGAAAGAUAUGACGUAUUUGGUCUUCCAAAAAGGAGCAUAAAAGCAGAGAUGCAGGGGAACUACACAAUUUCACCUGAAUGCAAAGAGUCCUGCAAGUCUUUAAAGCAUCAGACCAGAACUGAGGAAGUCAGAGCUAGACCUAAUCAAUCAAAGCCAUUUAGAGAGCAUGAGAUUGGAGAAACACCCGAAUCUGACUGGGCUGAGGCAUUUAAUCUCACAAAUGGUACAUUAAACCAGGACAGCAGCAUUUGGGAUCAAGGCUGGUCUUCCACCAACAUUUUCAGACAAGAAAGAUGGAUAAAACAACUUCAAGUCCUGAAUGAGGAGGAGCCUCACAAUGGCUCAAAUGGAUUAACAGGAUGGACAGAGUCUUGGAGGUCCACCAGCAGACAGAACAUUCUAGAGGAUGCAACUGCAGCACAACCUGCUCAGCAACAGCAGCAGUAUUCUACCCCAUUAUACCAGCAGCAGUAUUAUACCCCAUCUUCAGCAGAAUGGGGGGACUCCUGGAGGUCUUCAAGCACUCAGUUCAGACAGACCCUCCAUGAUGUAACCCCCAUGAUAGAGGGUCCAGAUUCAACAGACUUCUCUGGAUUCAACCGAUAUGAUACAAUCUCAGAGGACAAUAGGAUUAAAAAAUAUAUGGAGAUCCAGCCGGGGAAAAGCCUCCAUCGUGACCUACAAUUGGGACAGUUCAGCAUAUCUUUAAACCCUGAUGUGUUUAAGGAGAGUGUUACUCCAUCAGAAUGGAUUGAGUCUUGGAGAGUGGCAACACUUCAGAGACACCACAACAGAUUGGCUUUGAAAAGUAACUCCCACUUGUUUGCCCCUCUUCUUAACGCAGAGGAAGUUCCACCCUGGUGCAGAACCUGGAAGUUCAUCAAUCUUCUUCCUCGGCAGCACAAGCCAUUCUGGGACAAAGAUCAUGAAAACUUUGAAGUGGAAAUAUGGCCGCCUCCAGUGCCUGAGUAUGUUCCGCCCUCAUAUACAGCAGAGGAAGAAGAGCCAGAUCAGAGUGCAUCAUGGAGGAUUUGUAGCCCACAGCCUCUAGAGUGGGAUGACGCUCCUAAAGUAUUCCAUCGUGAAGAUGAAGUGCUAUGGUCAAGGAGAAGGUGCAAUGAUGAUAUCUUUUCUUAUCUUAACACAGAGAUACUCUCACAGGAAUUAUGGGGCCAGUCUUGGAGAUUUAAGAAGCUAGAGAGUAGUCCCAUGCCCCAGACUGAGCCCGAACCAAGCUUAAUUAUAAUGUCGAAAAUAGAUAAAGCCAAGGUUGACAUUCAUUCUCAAAUGGAGGAAACAAAACCAUUUGCCCCAAUGUGGGCUAGAGCUUUGAAGUUGUCCAUGAUAAAAAUCUGGCGGGUUCAAGGGGCACAAAGAGGAGGCAGUUCCUCUCGUGUGGUGCCCACCUGCCCUACCCCGGUGCCCAGCCGCCCUUCACCGGCACCCAAACGCUCUGACCUGGCUAGCCGUUUUCUCAUGCUUGUCAACCGCCCUUCCCUACUGUCCAACCGCCCUUCCCACAAGUGCUCUUCCCAGUUGUCCAACAGGCCUUCUAUCGUGCCAGCAUGGUUGAAAAAGUUUGUCUAAAGUGCCCACUUUAGUGUCUUAAUAAGUGCAUUUGUACUGGAGAAAUGAUGAUUUCAUGCCCUCCAAGGUGCCUUGCAACGUUCUAAACUUCCCAAUAGGCAUCCUCCCAAGCCAUUAUAAAGUAUCCUUGCUCUAUGAUGCUUUAAAUGAGAAUGUCCUAAUGGGUGUCCUUUCCAGUAGAGAGGAUCAGAUGCAGUGCGGUAUAGGAUACUACAGGUGAGAAAACAUGAUGAAGUAUCCAAUUAGAUGCUUGUCUACUGGAGAGGUAGAUAAUGGAUAAAAAUGUGAUGCAGUGCUAUAAAGUAUGUUGCUAAAUGCUUGAGAAUGUGGGAAAGUUCCUUAAUGGAUGCUCCUCAAGUGGAGAACAAGUGAUCUUGUACCAUUUAGCUUAAG
Alosa sapidissima (American shad) is the source of this 4482-nucleotide messenger RNA. RefSeq lists its product as uncharacterized. NCBI's taxonomy places the organism in Eukaryota, Metazoa, Chordata, Actinopteri, Clupeiformes, Clupeidae. The record is from RefSeq and is a predicted model, not a curated record. Bases 859 to 4089 code for a protein of 1076 amino acids. The transcript has 2 exons.